Molecule: messenger RNA, 1329 nt
Organism: Laetiporus sulphureus 93-53
Lineage: Eukaryota; Fungi; Basidiomycota; Agaricomycetes; Polyporales; Laetiporaceae
Exons: 3
Coding region: 1-1329 (442 amino acids)
Biological process (GO): proteolysis
Molecular function (GO): cysteine-type endopeptidase activity
Source: RefSeq, a predicted model, not a curated record
AUGGAGAAUACCCAUCAGCAUGAGACUGCUGUGGCUGCUCGAACAUUUGUCCUGCAUGAACCCGACGGUCAUGAUAGAGUUCGGCCAGCUUACGCAGGCGACUUUUGGCGCGAAUGGUCCUCUGUGUAUCGAGAUAGACGGGUUCGUUUAUCCGUGGACCAGAAGAGGCUCUUUGAAAGGCUCUUCCGCGUGCACCGAGAAAUCAAUCAGCUAUCCCCAAUCGCAGAACGUGUUCGCGUGGAGAUCAAUAUGUCACGCCCUGUAGACCCCGUCGAAAUGCGUCGGAUCUACGCAAUUCGCUGCCAAGAGACCGGAUCAUCUGAAAACGCAAAGCGGCUGAAGCAGCUUUUCCGGCUCCACGAUCUUAAUAAAGAAAUGAAUGACCUCCUCUGGAGCCUCGAAGGAAGUUUGUUCGUUCCUUUGGACAGUCCGGUUCAAACUAUCAACGUUGCGAUUGUGCGGUCACUUCCCGCACAGAUUCCUCGCCUGUGGGCGGUGAUCAUCGGCAUCAACAACUAUCGGCAUGAGCGUCAACUCAAGGGAGCCGUCUCAGAUGCUCAUUCCGUACAAUCCUACUUGAGGCGCACUCUCAAUGUCCCCCGAGAGCAGAUCGCUAUGCUUAUUGACGAAGACGCUACGCGUGAGCGGAUCCUAGGAACCCUAUACGACCAUCUACGCGACAACAGGAGAAUCAAGCGCGGUGACGCUAUUCUCAUUCAUUUCUCUGGCCAUGGAGCCACAUACAACACGCCUGCAGGACCCAUGGAGGCCAUCACUCCUGUCGAUCGAUAUGAGCGGACGGAUAGCGGAUGUGUCCUCGACAUUAGCGAUCGCGAGCUCGGCCUAUUUCUGGGGGAGUUGUGCCGAGAAAAGGGAAAGAACAUUACCGUUGUUCUUGAUUGUUGUUUCUCCGGCGGUGCUACGCGGUCCGCUUCCACCUCUGAGGGGAUGAGCAUGCGCGCUAUAAACCCACUCCCAAUUCCUUAUUUGGAUCUGCUCUGUGCUGCUGAGAACAAUCCGCGAAAACGCUGGGCCCGUGGCUCCACGAGCGACGGCCGCUACAAGCACGACCCGUCGACGCAUGUCCUCCUAGCUGCUUGCCAGGACUACGAACAAGCUCAGGACCUUCCGCAGGGAGGAGCGUUCACCAUAGCGCUUAUCAGACAGCUGUGCUCCAUCUCGUUGAGCACUACCACUUAUACACAGCUCAUAAUGGGCAUCACGGGAUUGAGACGUCAGCAGCCUUUGGUCGCAGGGAGACACCGGGAUAGUAUUAUCUUCCGGAUCGGCCACGAUGCAGCGGCGGGAAUACGAGCCCUCCUCGCAUGA